AAGAACACAGUCAGUCCUGGGAGCAGAGGAUUUGACAAGCUCAAGUCAGACUCUGACCGUUUACUUUCGCUAACCGGGCUGUUGGAAAUCACGGGAAAGCCCGAGGCCGCUGAACAACAUGGGGAACGCCGAAAGCGGCUGCGGAGGGGGCAGCGGCGACGAGGAAGAUGUUGAAACCGAGAGCCCUGGCUUUGCGGGCGGCAGCCCGGCCUCCGGGGCCACGGGCGGCGGCGGCGGCGGCGGCGUUGGAAGUGGCGGAGGAUCUGGCUCGGGGGGAGGCGGAAGGGGAUCGAAUAACCCUCCAGCACCGGGCUGCGGGCUUCCCGGCCCCGGAGCUCUGCUGGAGCAGGUCAAGCUGAGAGAGGCGGCGGCCCGCAUGAGCGACUCUUGGGUCGCCAUUUCAGAAUCGGUCCUGGCUCGGAACGAGAGCGCGUUGGUCCGGUGGCUGGAGGAGCGACUCAGCCGGGGAGAGGAGUCGGUGACAGUGGAGCAGUUCUGCGAGAUGCUGGAGAGCAGAGACGCGCCGAGAGACGAGUGCGAAGAGGCAUUUGGGCAGUUUGAUGCCGAGGGAGAUGGCAUUGUGGAUGUGGAGAACAUGUUGAUGGCUUUGAAGAACUGCAAUGGAGCUAACCUGCAAGGGGAACUCAGCCAUGUCAUCCGACAGCUUCAAGCAUGCUCCCUCACUCCAGGAUUUGUCGAUAUCUUCUCGAAGUCAAAGGAUCGCCUGGGCGCACACGCAUCCAAGAUCCUCAAAUUCCUGCACCGCAACAGAAUCCCCAGCAGUGCCAUUCCUUUCCCCAUCUUGGAGGGCUACAACAGCAUCUGCACCAUGAGGUCCUCUGUUGUACAGGACUUCCUGGACUUUCUCCUACAGAAAGAAAAGGAUUUAGAUAUCCAGUACAGGGCGGAACUGAACCGAGACCCGGAAGUGGACAAAGUCAAAAUUGUCACUCAGUGUUACAGCUUCAUCGAGGCCUCUUCCAACGCCGCUGACGUCUAUAAGAUGACAAACGGGGAAACUGUGUCAUUUUGGCAGUCGGAUGGAAGUGCCAGAUCUCACUGGAUAAGGUUAAAGAUGAAGCCGGAUGUAGUGCUGAGGAGGCUGGCGAUCGCGGUGGCCUCUAAUGACCACAGCUACAUGCCCCAGCUGGUGUCGGUGGCCGUGGGGAAGAACCGGCGCUGCCUGCAGGAGAUCCGCGACAUCCGCAUCCCCAGCAACAUCACGGGCUACGUGGCGCUCCUGGAGAACGCCAACAUCAGCCACCCGUAUGUUCAGAUCAACAUCAAGCGCUGCCUCAGCGACGGCUGUGACACACGCAUCCACGGCCUGAAAACCAUGGGCUACCAGAUCACCAAGAACAAGGAGGUGUCCGUGUCGGACGCCUCGGCGAUCUGGUACCUCUCCCUGCUCACCUCCCUCGUCACGUCCUCCAUGGAGACCAACCCGGUGCUGGCACAGACGGUCCUUCAGAGCACACAGAAAGCCUUGCAGCACAUGCCACCUCUGUCCUUAACUCCCAGCUCCACCGAGUUCCCCAAGUUCUUCUCGCCAAACAUUCUGGAAGAAGUCGACGGAUUUCUCCUCAGAAUAGCAGACUGCUGCGUGACCCCUGAGGCAGAGCUGACCCUGCUGGCGUUCGCCUUGGCCAGGGGGAGCGUGGCCAAGGUCAUCCUGUCGCUGUCCAGCAUCAGUGACCACCUGGACACGGAGUACCGCGCCUCCUCGCUGAUCUCCUCCAUGGCCACCGUCAGACUCAAGCUGCUGUACAAGAACGGGAAACCCAUCCAGCUGCACCUGCAGGCCUGUGAUGUAAAGGGGAAGGAGGAGAAGUCCGGCCCUGAGAACAUGCUGACGGAACCCCCCAGUGGUGACGGGUUCCUCACAGAGAGUGGAAAGAAAAAAGCCAGUAUAAUCUUGUCAACAGAGGACCAAACCAGUUUCCAGGUCACUCAGAUAAAGAUUAAAGUGCGCAAAGGAGCCAUCGGUGCCAAAUGCGGCCUAGUCUUUGCCUACAAUGAAGGAGACUCAUUUGAUGCAGACAAACACUUCAAGAGGUUUAAGAAGUACGACUCCUGGGACUUCAAGGACUACAAGGAAUUUGUAAAGGACAACGCUAAGGUUGGGGAGCUGGCGGAGGACGAGCCCAUUGGCUGGUUCGAGCUGGAGGACGACUGGAAUGACGUGGAGAUCAAGCUGCAGCAGUGUCGCAUUACGAAGUACCUGAUGGUGAAGUUCCUGUGCCCACGGCAGGAGUCCGCCGAGCGCCUGGGCAUCCAGCAGCUCAGCUUCAGCGGGUACCUGUGCCCCGGGGCGGACCGCGUGGACUCAGACGACCUGGCGCUGCGCGGGGAGACCUCCGUUGGGGGCCUGGUCACCGGCCUGGACCUGCUGAAGAAGACGCUCUACUUCAUCCAGCAGCUCACCCGAGACAUGGUGCUCCAGGAUGUGUCCCUCUUUAAGCAGAAGUUUCUGCUGGACUUCAGUGGUCUAAAUCUACAGCUAUUCUGGAACUUCUACAACAAGCUGAGGAAAAGUGAGGGGGAGGAAGCGGUGAAGACCCGCAUCCUGCUGCUCCAGCUGCUGCAGAACUGCUUCCCGGUGCUGCCCAGCCCGGCGGAGAGCAGCAGGGCGGAGGGAGCCUGCGGCAGCGUGGACUGCGACCCGGCCGAGGCCGUGUGGGAGCUCUACAGCCACCUGUGCGACCUGGUGGACGGGCCAGAAGGCGAAACUGCGGUCGACAAAGCGCUGAGAAAAGAAGCAGUGAAGGCCAUUCUGAACGGAGCGGCCAUCUUCUUCCCUGACAAGCAGAGCAGGAGGGACAAGCUCUUCACUAUGAUGAAAAACAUCACUGCGGAGGAUCAGCCAGAGUCUAUGAAACUUACAUUUGAGUCGCUGUGUAAUUACUUCAGUGACCAGGACCCCAGCGGCCUGCUCCUGCUCCCACCCAAAGGCGCCCCCCCUGACUUUGACAUCACCCCCAUCCUGACCGUCAUGGACACCCUUCUUCUGGUGGCCAUGCGCGAGUGCGAGGUGAUGAUCGUGGACCCCAGCGGCGGGCAGAGCAGGAAGGUGCUGCUGUCCCUCUUCUGGGCCCUGCAGGGCAGCCUGCUCUCCUGGUGCUACCUGCAGCUCAAAGCCGGAAGCGCCACCAUGGCCGACCUGGCCAGGGACAUCCUGCUCAAGUAUGUGGACCGCUUCCUGGCCGGCACCCAGGACAUCCUGGUGUCCCUGCUGGAGAAAUACAGUGGGGCCGAGAUCAUGGAGAAACUGAGCAGCUCCAUCCUGGCCAUGGCUACCAGGCAACUGGCAAUCUUUCUGUUGGAGCUGUGCUCUUUGGACAUCCCUCAUUGCGUCUUGUUGAGGAGCUUCUCCUCAUUAGUGGAACUGCUCAAAAAUCUGUACAGUGACACAGAGGACAUAUUUUCCAAGGGUGACCUGGAGAACUGCCAGCAGCCCCAGCAGCCUGUAGUCCUGAGGACGUGGAACAUGGAGUCCCCUCACAACUAUGAGAACAGCCGGCAUGAGACCACUGUCUUCAUCUGCCCCGGGGCCACCUCCUUUGAGGUGGAAUUCGACGAACGCUGCGAAACCGAGAAGAGAUACGACUACUUGGAGUUCACAGACGCCAGGGGCGGAAAGGUUCGCUACGAUAUGAAAGUUGGCACGGAGAAGUGGCCAAAGAAAGUGACGUUUAAAGCGGGCCCACAGCUGCAGUUCCUCUUCCACUCGGACAGCAGCAACAACGAGUGGGGCUACAAGUUCACAGUGACUGCUUACGGCCUGCCUGAUAUCACUGUGUCCUGGAUCUCUGACCUGCAGCUGCUGGUGUCCAGGCUAAUGGGCCGACUGGCCUCUCGAACUAUGGCUUUGAAGUCUCCCUAUGAAAUCCGCAGCGUUAAAGAGCUGCCCCCCGGAAAAAUGAGUCACGUCCUCGCCUCACCCCUGUGGAAGCCGGUGUUCAGGCAGGGACUGUGUGAUGAAUGGGGAGAGUGUGACACCGCGCACACAAGCACGGACGGAAACAAGGCUGGCCCGAAAGACGACUGCGUGAGCUUUCUCAUCGAAUUCGCCAGCUGGGACCCCUCCCAGCCUCCUUCAGAUAGCAGGACAGAGAUCAUGAAAUCGCUCAUGCUGGCCUGCAAGAAACAGCCGACCAGGAAUGAGAUUGCUGGAGGUUCAAAGGUCGACCAGGCCGUGAACGCCAUCUGGGCCGCCAUGGUCUACCACACGCCAGUUCUGCGCAACACUCUAAGGAGCUAUGUUGCCCAGGGGGGUCAGGGGAGCCUGAGUGAAGAGUUUGUUCAGGUGUACAGUCUUGCCGAGGGGAUAAAAACAUGGAUGCUCGAAAUGAAACAGAGGUACCUGGUGGGAAAAAUGAACGUCCCAGAUGAAAAAGAGGAAGAUCAAAGUGAGGUGAACAUGGAGUCGCUGGCGGACACCUGCAUCCUGAAGAGUCUGCUCUUGUUCAGGUUCAGCCCCAGCCCCAUUGGAGCUCAGAGGCAGGACAGCGAGGCGGCCAGGGCCCCGGGGGGUGGAGCCGCCCACCCCCUGCUGAGGUCAGUCUCCAUAUCUGAGGGGGACUUCCAGGCCAGUCCUUCCUCAGGGCCCCAGGCCAGUGGGGCUGAAGCCAGCAGUGAUGCCCCUGCCCCCACCCCGGAAGAGAGCCACCCCUCUCGGAUUCAGCCACAGAGCUCCUCGGCUUCGGACCCCGGUUCAGCCAGCGGCCUGGCCGCCAGCCCCCAAAGGGGAUCCACGGAGAGCCUGGUGUCCCAGCCAGGCGACCCCUCCUCCCCCUCUGCCCUCGUCCGCAAGGCCCCCUUCAGCAAGGGCCGCCUUCGCCUGCUCUCCUUCAGGUCCAUGGAGGAGCCCCGCCUCACAGUCUCCAUCAAGGACCGCUUCCCCAUCCUCAAACACAUCCUGAGCUUCAUGAAGGACCAGGCCAUCAGCGACGCCAACGUGCUGCAGGUGCUGUCCCUGAAGAAGGCCCAGGCUCUCAGCGUGUGCGAGGUGCUAAAGAUGGUGCGGCAGUGUUUGCGGUCGCUCGGCACGCCGCACCUCUUCCAGGCCCCCUGCAUCCUGUUCCUGCAGGAGCUGCUGGCCUGCCAGAAGGACUUCACCAGUUACUUUGCCCAGUUGUCUGGCAGCGGGCAGGAGCUGCGGGAGGAGGUCCGGCAGUCCUACCACCAGCUGGUGCUGAUGCUGGUGGAAGCGGUGCAGGGCUUCAGCACGCUCAGUGAAAAAGCCCUGCUGCCCGCCCUCUCCUGUGUUCAAACCUGCCUGCUCCACCUGCUGGACAUGAGCUGGGAGACGCAGGACCUCUCCCUCUUCCUGGACAUCAAGCUGCCGGACCUCCUGCUCAACAUGUCUCAGGAGAACAUCAGCGUCCACGACAUCGCCAUCAGCCAGUGGACCGAGGAGGACGAGAUUGCCGACUACGAGCGGAACUGCGAGUGGAUGGACGAGUGCCAGGACGGCAUGUUUGAGAAGUGGUACGACAAGAUUGUUCAGGGCACACUGGAAGACAGAAGGAAGAUGCACAUGUUCAUCGCCCGCUACUGCGACCUGCUGAACGUGGAGAUCUCCUGCGACGGCUGCGAGAGGAUCGCCCCCUGGCACAGAUACCGCUGCCUGCAGUGCACGGACAUGGACCUCUGCAAGACCUGCUUCCUCAGUGGCGCCAAACCGGAGGGUCACGAGGACGACCAUGAGAUGGUGAACAUGGAGUACGCCUGCGACCACUGCCAGGGCCUCAUCGUGGGCAGCAGGAUCAACUGCAACGUGUGCGUGGACUUUGACCUCUGCUUCGGGUGCUACAAUGCUAAGAAGUACCCAGACAGCCAUUUGCCCACCCACCGCAUCACUGUGUACCCCAUGGUGACCAUCCGCAUCAGCGAUCGUCACAGGCUCAUCCAGCCCUACAUCCACAACUACUCCUGGCUGCUGUUCGCCACGCUGGCCCUGUACACCUCCGACCUGACCAGCGAGAAGGAGCUGGAGGGAGAGCCCCUGAGCCCCAGCGUCCUGGCCAAGGCCACCGCCCUACAGACCCGCUGCUCCGAGCUCAUCGCCGAGUGCCUCCUUAAAGGGCAGACAGGAAAAGGUCUGAGGGCCUCUGCCCUGCUGUCUCUGUUGUCUCCCAACGAGUCGGCCUCAGAGAGCGAGCUGUGCCCUGGCAGCCCAGAGUCCAGCCAGGAGCUCAGCAGCACGGACACCUCCUCCCUGCCCGGCAGCACUGCAGCCGUCUGCUCCCCGCUGCCCCCCAAGGACAAGAUCAAAGAGCAGGUCCAGGAGGGAGACUCGCCGGCCGCCCCCAAAGCGCCAUUGGUAGAAGAGGCAGCAUCGGUAGAUGAGGCCGGGAAGAGGAAGCUGGUGUCUCAGGAUACACUGGACUCCACCAGUCUCAGUCAGACACCCUCUGUGUCCAGCGAGGACACCCUGUCCCCUGUGGUCAGAGUUUGUGAUCUUCUAGGAUCGGAGGGCAGUGCCGAGACAGCUGUCACCCCGGUGUCGGAGAACCCGGACGCCCCCAAAGAACAGGACGAGAAGGCGGCCAGGGUGCCCCUCCAGGAGCACGUGUUCGCCGAGUGCUCCAGAGAAAGGAUUCUGGGACUGCUGGCAGCCAUGCUGCCCCCAGCCAAGCCCGGCUGCAUCAUGUCCCUGCAGAGCCUCAGCCCCAUCCUCCCGCUGCUCUUCCGCGUGGUCAUCUCCAACGCCGGCUGCCUGAACGAGACCUACCACCUGACCCUGGGGCUGCUGGGCCAGCUCCUGCUGCGCAUCUCCCCGGCCGCCGCCGACGCCGCCGUCACAGAGGCCCUGGCCGACAAGUACGUGCUGCUGGCCCUGGGGGACGGCGCCCCCGACACGCAGGGCUGGAAGACCACGCAGCUGCUCUUCAGCCUGGGCGCUGUGUGUCUGGACAGCCGCAUCGGCCUGGACUGGGCGUGCUCGGUGGCGGACAUCCUGCAGGACCUGAACGCCUGCCCCCAGUGGUGUCCCGUCAUCGCUGCCUUCACCGACCACUGCAUCAGACAGCUGCCCCGCCAGCUCAAACGCACCAACCUCUUCACCCUGCUCGUGCUCGUGGGCUUCCCUGAGGUGUUGUGCAUGGGAACCCACGCCAUCUUCAUCGACAACGCCAACGAGCAGCACAGCAUGAUCCUGCUGAAGCACUUCACCGAGAAAAACCGGGCGGCCGUGGUGGACGUCAAAACCCGCAAGAGGAGGACAGUGAAGGACUACCAGCUGGUGCAGCCGCACGAGCAGGCGGACCGGAACGCGGCGGGGGAGAAGCCCUCCCCCGGCCAGGCCCACCUCACCCGCUACCUGCACAACUUCACCUCCAUCACCAGCCUCCUGCUCCAGAGCAGCCCGGACAGCAGCUCCCCGGAGGCCGUGGAGGCCACCUGGGUGCUGUCCCUUGCCCUCAAGGGCCUCUACAACACGCUGAAGAAGCACGGGGUGGAGGAGGCCCAGGCAGCCAUCCAGCAGUCGGGCCUGAUCCAGCUGCUGGUGAGGAAGUGCAGCAAGGGCACGGGCUUCAGCAAGAUGUGGCUCCUGCGCGACCUGGAGAUCCUGUCCAUCAUGCUGUACUCCUCCAAGAAGGAGAUCAACUCCAUGGCCGAGGGCGUGGACGCCGAGCCCGAGGACCGCGAGCAGGAGAAGGAGCAGGACUCGGACCACUCCAGCUGCUGCGCCGACGACCUGGACCCCAACAAGCCCGACCCCCUGGAGGGGCUCGACGAGGAGACCAAGAUCUGCUUCCAGAUUACCCAUGAUGCCCUCAAUGCCCCUCUGCAUAUCCUGCGUGCCAUGUACGAGCUGCAGAUGAAGAGGACGGACUCCUUCUUCCUGGAGGUGCAGAAACGGUUCGACGGAGACGUGAUCAAAACGGACGAGACUAUCCGCACGCUGGCGCAGAAGUGGCAGCCGUCCAAGCGGCCGCGCUCGGAGGAGAGGAGCGCCAAAGCCGUGGACACGGACAUGGUCGUCGUUCCCUGUCUGUGCAAGCCGAGCCGCUGCGAGAAGGCCACGGAGGAGACCAACAUGGUGACGCAGAAGCUGAUCACCAACACGGAGAGCGACCUGCAGCUGAGCUACGCCAAGCAGCGGCGCACCAAGAGCUCGGCGCUGCUGCACAAGGAGCUGGAUGCGCGCAGCAACAAGGCCGUGCGCCAGUACCUGUUCAAGGUGAACGAGGCCAUCGCCAUCCUGUACGCCCGCCACGUGCUGGCCUCGCUGCUGGCCGAGUGGCCCAGUGGCGUGCCCAUGAGCGAGGAGGUGCUGGAGCUCAGCGGGGCCUCCCACAUGGCCUACAUCCUGGACAUGCUGAUGCAGCUGGAGGAGAAGCACAUGUGGGAGAGGAUCCUGCAGAAAGUUCUGAAGGGCUGCAGUGAGAGCAUGCUGGGAAGCCUCUCUCUCACGGCCUGCCAGUUCAUGGAGGAGCCGGGGAUGGCAGUGCAGAUCAGAGAGUCCAAGCACCCCUACGACAACAACACCAACUUCGAGGACAAGGUGCACAUCCCCGGUGCCAUAUACCUGUCGAUAAAGUUCGACUCGCGCUGCUACACUGAGGAGGGCUGUGAUGAGCUCCUCAUGGCCAGCAGCAGCGACUUCCUGCAGGACCUGCACAACUUCAGCGGCUCGCCUCAGAAGUGGACCGACUUCGAAAUCCCCGGAGAUACUCUGUAUUACAGGUUCAUUUCUGACAUGAGCAACACAGAGUGGGGAUACAAGUUCACUGUCACCGGGGGCCACCGAGGCCGAUUUCAGACAGGUUUUGAGAUCUUAAAACAGAUGCUAGCUGAUGAGCAAGCCCUGGGUCACCUACCAUUGGCUGAUAUCUGGGAGUGGCAGGUGGGCGUGGCCUGUCGCCAAACAGGAAACCAGCGACUGAAGGCCAUCCACUUACUGUUGCGGAUUCUGCAGUGCCCCUCCCAGCGCGGCUGCGACCUGACCCUGCUGCGGCCCCUGUGGCAGCUCUUCAGCACCAUGGAGAGCGGCCUGAGUCAGGACCCCACCAGCAUCACCGUGCUGCUGCCCCUCCACCGCGCCCUGACCGAGCUCUUCUUCAUCGCCGAGACCAAGGCCAUCGAGCAAGGCAUUCUCCAGGACUACCUGCUUGCGCUGACGACCAACGAGCAGCUCCUGGUCCACACAGCCCAGGCCCUGAAGAACAUUGCUGCCAUAAGCCUGGCCAUCAAUUACCCAAAUAAAUCAACCAAGCUGCUGAACGUUGCACCGUGAGCUUUGGGAAGGUCUUCUCGGAACAGGCCUCGUUUGGAAGAAGAUGGGUUAUGGAGUGAGGGGAAAAAAAAACCUGAAUGUCUUCCAGAAAAAGCAGUCUACUGAAAAGAUACCUUUCUGUAUCUACAAACGGGGCCAAAAGGGUUCUAGCCAUAAGUGUUGCUGAAAGCAAAUCAUCUUUGAGGCUCGCAUCACAUGAAGUUGCUCAUCUUUAACUUUGCCUUGAAUUCAUCAAAUGGAAUCAUAUCAAAGCGUGCAUGUUUCUGUGCUGAUGACGAUUGGUUAGUUUUAAGUUUGGACCGGGGGGCAUCUCUGAAGGUGUUGCAGUGCUGCACUAAAGUGGACAAAGUGCCAAAUUGCCAAAUGUUUUGGAAGCAUUUUUUUUUAAAUGAAGUCACAGUGGGUUGGGCAAUCGAUCAUUGUAAAAGCAGGUCACCUUGUCCCGUUCUGUAAGUGAACAGGUAGAGGAGCCUAAAAAUACUACGUACUGCUGGAGGAGCCUCAUUAUUCAAAAGCAAGAGUGCUCUGGCCCUUCACUAAAGCUCUGUAGAAACCCCUUGGGAACAAGCAUCUGAGCAUGCACAACCAACAAAACUUUUUUGAUCUGUGUGGUCCGAGUUGCUCAGCUUUUCUCCUACAAGGCUUCAGCGAAACACCAGGACCGCAGCAGUGUGAGUGAGGGGAUAAUUUGAUUACAUAUCUGAAUGUGCUCGCGCUUCCCUGUAGACAUCCCUGACGUCCGUCUACGUAACGACUCCCACAUAACCCUCCUCCAUGCAUGUGGCUUCCUAGAUUCAACCGUGACCUAAUAUGUGUUUUUGCGCUCCUGCCUCCACCAGGAAAGCGGUGUGUGCGUCAGCAUUUCAGUCAGACGCCUUUGGCUUCUGAUUGGAGCCCGUCGGGCUUGUCCUGUAAUGGCAAGAGUGCGAAAAACACGUCCCCGGUCGACGCAGCCAUUGCUUGCGCUUACUGUUGCCUUUUCACAGCCAGGCUGGCUGUAAUUACACAGUGCAGAACACCCAGGCCUGGCUUUCGUCACUUCGCACUCCAGACUUGCGCGCAGUGGCUGAAAGGCUGUGGUUUUAUGAAUCGCAGCCUGCCUCCACAUCAGGGUUUCUUUCAGUAGUGAUUUGUCAGAAGGGUUCUUUUGCUCGUUGGGGUAUAGAGGAUAGGGGCUACGGAUCUACCGGAGAGGGUGGCAGGAGAGAAGAGACAGAACUAGGACGCGUGCUCUCCUUUGACGGAUUGGGUUUAUUUUAUCUUGACUGUGGCCAAUAACAGGGUAUAAGGAAGAAUUUUGUGGGGAUUCAGACCUGUAUCAGAACUAAGCUGAUGUUGUUGCAUUGUGCAAUUUUAAAACAUUGCCCUAUUGGGGAUGCCAUUGACUUGCAAAAAGGAAACAUCGGCCUAGGUAGUACUGGCCUAGUGGGCCUGGUUGCUUUAUGUCACAUUUAAUUCAGAUUGGGAGACCCAUGCAUGUUUUCCCUAUAUAUAAAAUUUAUGGAAGUGAGUUUUGUUUGUGUUUGAAAUAUCCAAGAAUUUGAUUUAAGUAUGAGAUUAAUUAGUGAUUUUUGGUAAAGCUUGUCCUGACUGAAGAGUUUGCCUACUUGUAAAAUGGGCUUGGUUAUAACACCGCAGAUGACCUUGCUGUGGUUUUACAACAGUGACAUUGAAUGACGUUGUGACUUUGUGGCAUGGAAGGAAAUGGUGAUUAAUGCCAAAGAAAUAAUAUUUACUGUCAGCUUAUUCAACUUGAAAUGUUCUAAGCGUUUCCAUUCGAGACACUUUAGAAGUCAGCUGAGAGGAAUUUUUUUUUUUUGAUUGUCAAUCCCAGAAAUGGGCGGAGAGAGAUGGGCGCAAACUGACAACCUGGGAACUUUGAACUCAAUCGUUUUGUUUACAUGAUUACCUUGAAACCUUGAUAUUGGUGAUGGGAAUUGAGUCCUUCUAAGGAGUUUUUGACGAGCGCUUGUGCUACAACUUAGUAGAUUUGAGAUGUUCAGGAGCUCUCAUAUUUAAAAUGUGCCUAUGGUUA
Megalops cyprinoides (Indo-Pacific tarpon) is the source of this 11279-nucleotide messenger RNA. RefSeq names its product zinc finger, ZZ-type with EF hand domain 1 (gene zzef1). Lineage: Eukaryota; Metazoa; Chordata; Actinopteri; Elopiformes; Megalopidae. The record is from RefSeq and is a predicted model, not a curated record. Gene Ontology annotation, biological process: regulation of synaptic plasticity; protein ubiquitination. The coding region runs from base 119 to 9244 and encodes 3041 amino acids. Gene Ontology annotation, molecular function: calcium ion binding; ubiquitin-like protein ligase activity; zinc ion binding. The transcript has 54 exons. Gene Ontology annotation, cellular component: postsynapse.